Molecule: messenger RNA, 394 nt
Organism: Symbiodinium sp. CCMP2592
Lineage: Eukaryota; Dinophyceae; Suessiales; Symbiodiniaceae
Source: the annotation of a GenBank genome assembly
GCGCCGCCUGCGGGGCAAGUGCUCUGCUGCGGCCUUCGACACUCCAGGCAAUGCCACCACGAGCACCGAGAAGAGCCUUGAAGAAGCUGCCUUCGAAAAGGAUCUUCUCAAAGCUCUGGGCGUGGAGGACGAGAUAAAGGUGUCGCAGGCAACCGAGCCGGCCAUGCCAAAGGAGGAGAAGGUCGCCGCCGAUCCACCCUUGCCAGCUCUGCAGCCUACCACCGGAAUGAAGGUUCGGAUAAGGGGCCUCGUCUCUGAUUCGGACCUGAAUGAAAAGCUCGGACGUUUGGGGGACUUCAACGCCAGCAACGAGCGAUGGGAGUGCUUCCUCGAAAACGGCUUGAAGGUAAACAUCAAGGCCACCAACUUCGAGGUCGUCUCGAGCCCCAGCGUU